Molecule: messenger RNA, 1551 nt
Organism: Fusarium mangiferae
Lineage: Eukaryota; Fungi; Ascomycota; Sordariomycetes; Hypocreales; Nectriaceae
Exons: 1
Coding region: 1-1551 (516 amino acids)
Source: RefSeq, a predicted model, not a curated record
AUGCCCCUUCAAGGCAGUGCGAAAGCGCGCACAAGAAGUGUUUCUAAUCCAUCCUCUUGGAGGAACCGCUCACAGCCUUCUACGCCUGUUUCUACCGUGUUCCCUGGGCUGGGCGUGUCGCAGAGUGCGCAUCGUCAAGGGCUCCCGGCUUGGGAUCGGACACUCGAUGCUGUGUAUCACGGCGCUUUUGAGAAAGGGAGCUUCGAAAAAGUGCUUAAAUCCUUCUAUGAGAACCAUGCGAGAAAGAAACCAACUUCUGGGUAUUUCCGACUGCCUGAUUCUGUGCGUUACCGGAUCUGUCGCUAUCUACUCCCGCCCUGCGACAAGCCCCUGCGCUUGAACAAACAUGCACUUAGCCGUGAUGUUUGGCGCAAAGAGGACUUUGAGUCGCCUUCAUCGACAUUACUGCAACUAUCUUCCUACUUUGAAGUAUCUUUUGACUUUCGCGCGGACAUUCUUGUCGCAUUUCUGCAGAACACGAAACUACACGCCGUCUUGUCGCCAUUCACUGGACCGAGAGUAAGCCCACUUGCAACAACAUGGCUUAACAACUACGGCAUGUACGCAAACAACAUCGUCAUCGAACUCGAUAUGACGCAUUUAGGCUGCGGCUCUGAUCCUGGCGCUGUAGCGCUGUCGCCAAACGUCGAGCAGAUCGAGAAACUGCUCCAAGAUUUCAUCAAUGCACAAAUGAAGCGCAAGGAGUCGUGUCCCAUGGAAAGCCUAAUCCUCCUCUGUCGACGUUUCCACGGAAGACGGCCCCAAGCGGCCAUCGUCUCGCCACCUCGAGCCAUCAGUAGUCGAUCAGGUUCACGUCCGGCAUCACGAUCAGCAUCGCGAAGCGCCAAAACACCAGAGCCGCGCAGUCCAACAGCGACAACACCCCGACGAUUCAACUUCGACGAAGACGCUGGAGGCCUACGAAGUCCAACUUUACCCGAUGCAAUCAGUCCAACCUACCCAACUGUAGCACCUGUGGAAGAGUAUUGUCCCGACUCGUACCUCCAUUUCUGCAACAAUAUCCUGCAUCUCAAGGGUCGCAUCGGUUCAGUCCGCAUGUGCGGUUUCAGCGAGAAGUACACAGCACCAUUCAUGGGGACGUUGUUCUCGAACAACAGCAAGAUCACAAAGAGAUACGCAUACCGUGUUGCGCCAUCGACAAUAUGGCCCAAGUUAGCUGGUCAGAAGUCCUACAUCGAUACGGGUGAUGGAAAUCUUGCGUUCGACGACCACGAAGUCUCCGCUACCAACGACAUCCCCAGCUCGUUGCGCAUCUGGGAAGGCUGCGUACAGCUUCCGCCUCCUCGCAUAGACGUAAGCGGAGACUUGAUCCUCCCUGCUAUUGUGGGCGAUCUGCAGAAGCUGAGGAGCACUCGCGAGAGAAGUGCGACUAGCUUAUCGGAGCGGACUAGUGAGGAUCUACGAAAGGAGGGCUCAAAGGGCGAUACGUUGGACAAGAGGACUAUUGCGUGGUUCAAGAGCAAUUACGGCAAGGGGAAGCUCAAGAAGAAGAAGAGAGUCUUGAGCAGAGACGCUGCGACGACGUAUUGA